CUGGUAGAACUGCUCAAUAAAUGGACCUGUACUGUUUAAGUGAAAGCCAAGUGAAGCACUGAUCACAAAAAGGACAACUGUGUCAGUAACAGUGCCAUAUUGUAGGCCUACUUAAACUUGCUUUCAUAACUAGCUUUCAUGACAUUCACACUGCAACUUUUAAAGAGAUAUUAAAAAUGUACUUUUUCAGUAACGGAAGGACAUUUUCAUAGUCUAAAAUAUUAUGAGAAGUCACUGAAGCAAAACAAAUGAUGCAAACUGUGGAGAAAUGUUUCAUCAGUUUUAAAUGACCUGUCCUUUCAAAAAAAUGAAAACAUUGUCAUUCGAACAUAAAACGUAUUUUUUUAGGUACGUGCAGAAUGAUCAAAAUUUUUGUGGAUCUAUUUUUCACUUUUUUGGAUAAAAACAGGAUUAUUAAUGUGGCCCUAAUUAAUCAAAUUUUCUUCAACAGAAUGGAUCAAAAUUAAAAUGUCGUGUCUAAAUCUUGAAAAUACAGACUUAGUUUUAGCUUUCAAUUGACACUUGUUUUGUUUCAGUCACUUUUAUAAAUUUUUUUUUAAGUCAAGUCCACUUUGGUGUGGAAUUGCCCAUGUGUAAAUGUAAUAAAACUUAGUUUAAGGCUUGAAACUAGCAAGGUUAAUUUGUGUUCAUGAUUAAUUUUUAUCAUGUUUUUGCCUACCCCCCCAGAACUGUGGGGUUCCACGUCCGCCCCGCUCAAGCGGGGUGGACGGUUGGACUCCACAGUUAUGGGGUAGUUUUUGCCGAGACUGGUGCAAAAAGCAUGUAUAUAUGCAGAAGUUUGAACUGGCACGACUGGACCAAACAGAACUUGAAAUUCAAUGAUGAUUCACAACUUUCAAAUUCACCCCCACUCGCACACUGAUCACACACCCAAGUACUUGUAAUAUCAUUCAGCUCAUGUCAGUUGACUUCAUACCAGAAUAGGCUGGUACCGUUGUUCGACACCCUUUGUUGAUAGUACACUGCUAUGAAAUACAGUCAGGGGACAUGCCCCAUUGAGACACACGAAAAUUCCGAAGAUGGAGAUUCGCGCAAUUUCCCUGCUUCGUGUGUUGAGGCCGAUUUUAAUUCGUAAAAUUACACCUAUCUGCAAUACCUACAGCAUUAGACAUAAACGGGGAGUGCUGGUGUCCUGUGCUGUGCAAUGUUCGACAGAUUCUGCUGCCAAAAUAAAGUACAGGGAAGUGAUAGAAACGACAGAGGGUAAUUCAACAAUAAUUGAGGGUGUGUACAGAGAUCCUCCAGAAAACUACUACGAUAUUGACAACCCUCACAGGGCCUGCCCAAUCUGCAGUAGAAACCUCAGAGUAACCUACAAGGAUGUUCUGAUCUUGAGCCAGUUCAUCCGGCCAGACGGAGGAAUGUUGCCGAGGAGAAUUACCGGGGUGUGUAAGAAGCAACAGAGGCAUCUGGAGGAAUGCGUAAAGAGGGCCCACAGAGCAGGCUUAUUACCUGAUCACAAACCUCCCAAAGAUGCUGGCGGACUACCACCAGGAGUCACAAUCAAGCGCAAGAUCAAGUUUAACCGAUUUUAACCCCACACAGAGCAACUGUGUGCAUUUGUAAAUACAUUAUUUACAGAAGCAAUUUGAUUUGCAGAAGCAAAUCUGGGUUUUCAGGAAAAAAUACAAAUAAACACAGCAUCCAGCCUGGACGUUUGGGUUAGGGGAGAGCUGACUCCUUUACUUACUCGCACUUUCUUAUUCACAGAUUUAACACAAACUGUUGUACAAAAUCUUAUUGUACACAGUUUACGAGACUCAAAUGCCUACAGCCUCAAGAUUUGGACUAUACGUCUUCAAUGUAGCAACUUUAAGUGAGAGAGACAAGUGCUUGUAUUUAAUGUAGUUGGAAUUCACUUAGCAAGCCCACAGUAGCCGUCGUUCUAAAGAUCAUGUCUGACUUGCCCACCUGCCAGCUUGGUUUUGCCCAUAAGUGUAUGGUAGUGGUUGUAGCUGCGUGUAGUUCCCAUAUAGUCAUGUGUUAUAUCAAGCCAUAGUUACUUUAACAGACACAGUUUGGUUUUGUGAAUGAGAACCAAGACAAUAAAACAAAGAGCUUGAGGCAAAUGCAA
Molecule: messenger RNA, 2095 nt
Organism: Acanthaster planci (crown-of-thorns starfish)
Lineage: Eukaryota; Metazoa; Echinodermata; Asteroidea; Valvatida; Acanthasteridae
Product: large ribosomal subunit protein mL66-like
Biological process (GO): mitochondrial translation
Cellular component (GO): mitochondrial small ribosomal subunit; ribosome
Molecular function (GO): small ribosomal subunit rRNA binding; structural constituent of ribosome
Source: RefSeq, a predicted model, not a curated record